AUUGGUCGUAAAAUUUUCUCAAAACUUUUCAGUUACUAAAAAUUCGGCGAUCAGUUGAGGUCAUAAAUUUUAAGUCAUAAAUAAAAAUUUGCAGUUUUUAAAAUGGGCUUCGUAAACCGAGAAACCUUAUCCGUUCACAUUGGACAGGCUGGCAUUCAAAUGGGCAACAAUAUAUGGGAAUUGUUUUGCUUGGAACAUGGUAUUUCGCCGGAUGGGACAGUCGAACCGGCGACUGGCGACUGGGAAUCGGCGUUCAGCACCUUCUUUGCAGAGACACAGAGUAAAAAGAUUGUUCCACGUUCGAUAUUCGUCGACACCGAACCAACGGUUAUAGAUCAGACCAGGUGUGGAAAUUAUAGGAAUCUAUUCCAUCCCGAUCAGAUGAUUAAUGGUAAAGAGGACGCAGCGAAUAAUUUCGCACGUGGCUACAGCACAAUUGGGUCCAAUCUGCUGCCGAAAGUUUCAAACGAAAUUCGUAAAAUGGCCGAAAAAUCAAACAGUCUGCAGGGAUUCUUCAUUUAUCAUUCGUUCGGCGGUGGCACCGGUUCUGGAUUUUCUUCGCUGCUCAUUGAUAGUUUGCUUGAUAAUUACCCGAAAAAAUGCAAACUGGAAUUUGUUGUAUACCCAGCACCGAAUGUUUCAACUGCAGUGGUCGAGCCAUACAAUGCCAUAUUAUCCACACAUUGUACGCUGGAUCAAACCGACUGUGCUUUUAUGGUAGACAAUCAAGCAAUUUAUGAUAUUUCCCAUGAAAGACUGGGUAUAGAACGACCAUCAUACAGCCAUCUGAAUCGGCUAAUAUCCCAAGUUGUAUCGAGCAUAACAUCGUCUAUUCGAUUCAAUGGUUCUCUUAACGUUGAUAUGAACGAAUUUCAAACGAAUCUGGUGCCAUAUCCCCGCAUUCACUUUCCACUGGUAUCCUUCGCACCAUUCCUUCCCAGUCAGAAAGUGUCGCACGAAGGAGUAACAGUUGCGGACCUGACUUCCAGCGUCUUUGAAAAGGAAAAUCAAAUGGUGAAAUGCGAUCCAAAGGAUGGCAAGUACAUGGCGUGUUGCAUGUUAUACCGGGGCGAUGUGGUCCCGAAGGAUGUUAAUCAAGCGAUUGCAACGAUUAAGCAAAAGAAUGAUAUUCGAUUUGUCGAUUGGUCUCCGACCGGUUUUAAAAUCGGAAUCAAUUUGAACCAACCAUUUACCGUUCAGAAUGGUGAUUUGGCACAAAUCAGUCGUUCCGUUUCGAUGUUAGCAUCAACAACGUCCAUAGUUAAGGCAUGGAGUAGAUUGAAUAGCAAAUUCGAUAAAAUGUUUGCGAAGAGAGCGUUUGUACAUUGGUAUCUGAACGAAGGGAUGGAGGUGGAUGAAUUUAAAGAGGCUCGUGAAAAUUUGGCUGUUUUGGAAAAAGAUUACGAAGAAAUAGAAAGUGAUUCGAUAUGUUGAUAAACCUAAAUGUAAAUUGUUAACCACUAGGGGAAGAGAAGUAAAAAUUAAAAUGUUUUGAGUCCAAGGUCA
Bradysia coprophila is the source of this 1506-nucleotide messenger RNA. RefSeq names its product tubulin alpha chain-like. NCBI's taxonomy places the organism in Eukaryota, Metazoa, Arthropoda, Insecta, Diptera, Sciaridae. The record is from RefSeq and is a predicted model, not a curated record. Gene Ontology annotation, cellular component: microtubule. Gene Ontology annotation, molecular function: GTP binding; structural constituent of cytoskeleton. Gene Ontology annotation, biological process: microtubule-based process.